Ostertagia ostertagi is the source of this 573-nucleotide messenger RNA. The record is from the annotation of a GenBank genome assembly. NCBI's taxonomy places the organism in Eukaryota, Metazoa, Nematoda, Chromadorea, Rhabditida, Trichostrongylidae.
AUGAAAAUGCGUGGCGUCAAGUACUUCCAUGUGUACUGCAUUGAUAAUAUCCUGUGUAAAGUGGCGGAUCCACAUUGGCUCGGUUACUGCAUUGAGAAGCAUGCAGAUGUUUCUACGAAGACUAUUCGCGAAAUAAUCCCGGCGAUUGGUGGGGUCGUUUGUACUGGACCAAGGACGUCACUGAGAGUGACCGAGUACAGUGAACUGGGUGCCGAACUAGCUGAGAAGAAAACGGAUGACGGACGUCUGCUUUUCUGUGCAGGCUCCAUCGCCAACCACAGCGGCUUAGUUGGUUACGACAAAGUAUUCUGUGAAUGGUCUUUCCACCUACCGUACCACCGUGCCUCGAAGAAAAUACCGCAUAUAACCCCGGAUGGAACGCUUGUGAAGCCCACAAGUCCGAACGGUAUAAAACUGGAGCAGUUCGUGUUUGACGUCUUCGAAAAGAGCAAAAAAUGGCUGGAAGCGGCUGGUGCUAUUGUGAAGGGCGACGAUCCCGUUUUUAUUGCGGCAUUCGCUAGUUAUUGCGGCGAGUCAAAAGUCAAAAGUUGGCAAGUUGCCAGUGAUCGAUGA